Astyanax mexicanus (Mexican tetra) is the source of this 3052-nucleotide messenger RNA. It is a transcript of the gene hs1bp3, whose product is annotated as HCLS1 binding protein 3. The coding region runs from base 566 to 1738 and encodes 390 amino acids. Gene Ontology annotation, molecular function: phosphatidylinositol binding. The transcript has 7 exons. The record is from RefSeq and is a predicted model, not a curated record. NCBI's taxonomy places the organism in Eukaryota, Metazoa, Chordata, Actinopteri, Characiformes, Acestrorhamphidae.
GUGGAACAGAGACCAGAAGGAAAGCAAACAAGCGCGUCGUUAACUAGAACAUUAUUGCAGAUCUUAGCAGUGGUUUUCCUUGUUGAAAAGACGUGAUUUUCACCUAUUUUCUCAUGUAGUCGUGGCCGAGUGGUUAAGGCGAUGGACUAGAAAUCCAUUGGGGUCUCCCCGCGCAGGUUCGAAUCCUGCCGACUACGGGAACACAUUUUGACUACGUGUUUUUCCCUAAAUUUAAAUCUAUUUUUUUGUCUUUUCGACUAUUUUAAAGAAAAAGAAGCUGCUCAGAACAACAAAACGACUCUUUCUCAGCGCAAUAAACCGGAUAAAACCUAAGAGUCUCGCUUUAUCUCCUGCUAUCCGGACAAAUCUGCUGUAAAUCAAUGUUAGCUCGCAGGCUAAAAGUAAUGCUAAGCUAGCUGGGUUAGCUAACGCUAGCUAACCAAGGAAACAGUUUGGUCUUAUGACUCGGGUCGGAUUAGUUAGUUAGCAACGCGUAUAUUUUACACUCACAAGGAUUAUAAAAAAAAGCCAAAUGACAACGAAGCUACUUUAACGACUUUAAAACAUGCCAGAUGGACUUAUUACGAGCAGGCCUCUGCAAAAUGAGGCCACUGGUAUUGACCUACAAGUGCCACAGUACCAGGAGAUUAGAGGACCCAUGAUGACUGGCCAUGUGGAGUACCAGAUAGUUGUGGUCACCCGCCUGCCUUCCUUCAAGUCUUCUAAACACAAGCCAGGAGAUGUUGUGCAGCUGGUGGUCUCAAAGAAGUACAGUGAAAUUGAUGAGUUUUACUACAAACUAAUUGCGCAGUAUCCCAGCAUCCAUCUGCCUGCCAUGCCCCGCAAAGCCCUGUUUGUGGGUGAGACUGACAUCCGUGAACGACGAGCAGCUUUUGAUGAGCUCGUCCGAUUUAUUUCCAAACAUCCAACCUUGGCGACGUGUCCACAGCUCCUGGAGUUCUUGGGUGCAAAGAUUAAUGUCCGUGAUGUAACAACCUCAAACACACCAAAAUUAGUAGAGGAAGAUGAUGAUGAUGAUGAUGAGUUGGAUUUCUUUGGCAAAGAUGAGGCAACUACUAUUCAAUCUGACCGAAUCAAAAAGCCAGUGAAGGUAGUCAAGCCUCCUCAGAAGGUGGAAAUGAAGCAAGAGGAUGAUGAAGAUGACGAGGAGUUAUUUGACCCCUUAGGAGGCGUAAGGUCUAAGAAGCCUAAGCCUGUACAGUCCGUGCCCAAGCCUGCACCAAAACCCAAACUGUCCCUGUUUGAGGAUGAAGAUGACUCAGACAAGGAGCUCUUUCAUCCAGCGGUAAAGGACGGUAAAGUGAAACUGUUUGAGGAUCCAGAUUUGGGUGGACCCGUCACUGCUGGAGACUCUUUGCUUCUUUCUAAUGCGUACCAAAAGGGUGGAGCAUCUUCUCCUCCUAAACCUGAUGAAGAUGUGGAUGAGCUCUUUAGGGUGGAGGAGGAUUUGGACAAACUUCUAGCGAUCAGUAAACCUAUCAAACCAAAGCCAGACAUCACACCCAAACCCAAACCAGCCAUGAAACCCAAACCAGCUGUGAAGGCUAAACCAGCUGUGAAGGCCAAGCCAGCUGUUCCCCAGAAGCCUUCUUCCCUGGCACCAACCAGUGCAGCUCCUCCUCAGCCAGACUCUGCCCAGGCAAUGGAUCAGCUAGACAUCCUAAAGUACAUCCAGCAGAAUGAGGCUGCUGUCAGUGAGGACCUGGACCUGUUUUAGUUUUGCUCUUCAGGUACAAGAAAAUGCAGCAUAAUCAGAGUUUGUCACUCUUCAUCCAACCUUAAUCCCAGUUGAUACGGUGUUGAUGUAUCACUUUCUGCUUGUGUCAGAAGUCUUCAGCAUACCACGAACACCUAACAACCUCCUUGCUCUUUUUUUACUGAAAUGAAGCACUGAAAUGUUUAUUUCCAUCAGUGUUAUGCAAUGUGCAGUAUUUAUAGGGUGUAACAACUGUUGCAAGGGCAAAUUCUACAAAUACAUUUUAUAAUGUAUCUUUAAGGGCUGCAGAAUGAUCCAAUAUGGUGUUAAUGUAUAUUCGUUAAUUCAUUAAUAAUAAUUAUGCACUUUGUGUAUAGUAGGUAAAAUGAAUGAAAUCAGAUUCAGAAUCUAUAUCUGAUGGAAAAUGCCUGGACAUUUUUACUAAGCAAAUUGUAGCGUGACAAGCAUGAUUUGAUUUGCCUUACAUAACAUUGCACAUCCUGCCAUGUAACAAUUGCACAUGUGCACACUACAAUUAUGAUGCUGCAAGAUAUAUAACAUGUAGCACUAGUUCAUCAGCACUUGGUUUAUUGAGUAGGAAACUGAUAAUAGUGGAGCAUACUCGUUUAUAACAUGAUUUUGCGUUAUGAAUGAUUUUUGCAUUGAAGUACUUUUAAUCAGCACUAUUGAAACCUUUAUCUUUAUUUUUUGUGAAAAUGUUUCUACUGAAAUGAUGCUCUACAAAAUAUAUUAUUCAUUUUGUAUAUUUUCAGCACAACACUUGUAAAGGCAACUUACCUAAAUUAAAACAUUCUACAAACAAAUCAAGAUUGGGGAGACGCAGCCUACAUACAGUAGGUGAUGUAGACAUAGUGUAUUAAUUAGUUAUUUAGUCUAGUCGCUAAACUCCAGUUAUCAAACUGGAUCAUAUGUAUACUAUAUAACAAACAAAUGAACCAUGGUUUAGAUCCUGGUAUAUACUAAGAGGUUAUUGAGUAGGAAACUGAUAAUAGUGGAGCGUACUUGUUUAUAACAUGAUUUUGCUGUUUUAAUCAGCACUAUUGAAACCUUUAUCUUUAUUUUUUGUGAAAAUGUUUCUACUGAAAUUAUGCUCUACAAAAUAUAUUAUUCAAAUUGUAUAUUUUCUGUGAUUUUUUAUGUACAUUUUAGUAAUUUUGUGAUUUUUUAAUAGAGUGUUUUGUGAACAGAAAAGUACAAGAGAUGAAUCUUAAGACAUUGUGGCAUUUCUUUUGCAUGCUUGUAGCACUUCAGUGUCUUACGUAAGGCAGCAGAUCACUGCUAAUUGAAUAAAUGUCAGGAUUUUGAUGCAUCUUA